UAGACAUGGAGCAAGCCCUAGUUAAUGAACCGUUCCUCAAAAUAUCGGAAUUUCCCGCCAACACACACACUCUCUCUCUCUUGUUCGUCCUUCUACUGCACUGUUUUCCGGCGACGUCAAGGCUAUGACUUGGUGGGAAGGGUUUAAUGAAACCCGUCUUCUUGUUGGACCAGAUCCAGGCGGGGCUGAAAAUCGUAUAGGACAGUUUUUGCCACUUCUUCAUCCAAAAUCAGGCAACAAAACGUGCUACCUCUUUGUCAAUGGAGAACUUCAAGAACUUAGCUGGUUCAAGCAAGCCUAUGGAUCUUGGUUCUUGGGGAACUAUGUUUGUGAAGAUGGUGGUCUAUAUACUGCAACUCCAGUUGAUCCUGUCUUCGUGUUGUUGCCUAUCUUUGACAAUGCACGGAUGAAGAGGGAAGAUGAUCCUGGGAAAUUCAGGCAACUAGAUGAGAUAUUGUUUAUUAAUGGAUAUCCUGCUUAUCAACAACUAUCUUCAAUUGCAGAAAAAUCUAUUGAAGUGGUUUGUGAUGUAAAAGAAAUUGGAUGUUCAAAAUUCUUUAGGCUUAACGAUUCUAAAGUCUUGUCUUGGAUGGUCUGUAAGGUGAACCAGCUGAAGCAAGCUGUUCUUGCAUUAGAUAAAAAUUACGCAGCUCAAGAUGACAAGAAAACAUUAGCAGAUGCAAUUUCCAUACUUGGAGAGUAUCUAAAGGAUGAACCAUGGUUGAAGAUGUUACAAAGUCAUCUUAAAUUAGACUUGCAAGAAAUGUAUAAAGCGACGCCUGAUGUAGAAACGCAUCAAUCCACUACAGCAGAUGGUCCUGCUUUGUUCAGUCCAUCACUGGAAAAGAGUGGAAUUGAGAAAAAAGCCAUAAAGAACACAAGACAGAACAAAAGGAUAAGAGAUGAGGGGAAAUCGCAAAAUAUCCGAUCUAUGUUUACCAGGGCUGCAAAAAAAGGUACAUGAUACCGUUUCAACUGCUUGGAAAAGUGUAUUUUUUUCAACAUGAUGAUGUCACAUUGUAUAAGAUGUACUUCAUUCAAUUUGGAAGAUCAUGACAUUAAUUGUUUUCUUAAGUUCAAAACCCUUUUGAUUU
This is a messenger RNA of Impatiens glandulifera, 1094 nucleotides long. Its product is annotated as ribonuclease H2 subunit B. The coding region runs from base 125 to 964 and encodes 279 amino acids. Gene Ontology annotation, cellular component: ribonuclease H2 complex; nucleoplasm. The transcript is spliced from 11 exons. NCBI's taxonomy places the organism in Eukaryota, Viridiplantae, Streptophyta, Magnoliopsida, Ericales, Balsaminaceae. The record is from RefSeq and is a predicted model, not a curated record. Gene Ontology annotation, biological process: RNA catabolic process; ribonucleotide metabolic process.